AUGAAAGACCUCAAAGAACUUAAGCAUUGGAUUGAUAAAACUCAUCUGGACUUUCAAGUCGAGCUAGAAAUGAAUGCGCAGCUCUCAUCCGCCCUUGAUGGGCUCGAAAAUAAACUCAACUCUCUAUUGACAUCUCUCACCACUCCAGCUGCCGUAGGGGCCCCCGCUGCAGCUACUGCACUCCUUGAAUCCGAUGAUGUCAUCUCUUCUGCCCUCGAUACCCUACGAAUGCACCAAGCCAACUACGCCAAGGUACUACACCUACGCAGCGAAGCAUAUAACCUCGAAGAGCGUAUCCAGACCAUUGUACGCGAUAUCUCAGGCGCUGGGAAGGAAAUAGCUCAAGCUACUGGGGAUGAUGACGAUGAUGACUACGAAAUUGAUACAGAAAAUGACGAUGACGAUGACGAGUCUGAGACGGAUAGGGAAAGCGAAAAUACAGAGUCGAUUACACAACAGCAAAAGAAAUCUAAGAAGGGCAGAAGGAAAGAGGUGGACUAUAAACUCCUGCUCGAAUUCGCGCGGCGAAUUAGUAAAUACAACGCUCAAGCAGCGGCGGAUGCAACGACUGGAGUUAUGGGAACAAAUGGCUCAACGACAAAGAAACUACAGAGGAAGCAAAGUGAAGAUGCCAAGAUGAUCGAUGCCAACGGUCUAGAUGCGACAAUUGACCGACAGCAGCAGAAUGGUGAACAAGAAGUCACUGUUGGAACCGUGACGAAAGAAGCUACAAGCUGGCUUGAAGAAUCCGCUGAUGCAGAUCGGCAGUCUUUCAUGAUUCCCUAUCCGAACGAGGAUCGUAUACGCAUGGGGUUAAUGGGUCAGUUACAGCUCGCUGCGGUGGAUGGGAAUAUUGAUCCUGAGAAAGAGGCGGAGCGUUUGGUGCAGGAGGCUGAAGGUAUUUCUGGUGGUGUCGCAAGUGGUCUUGGGGAUGCCCAGGCUCGCCCUGAGGCACUUGCUGAAGAAGCCGGGAAGGCAGCUAUGAAUGCCGGAGCGCGGGAUGCAACGAGACCUUCAGCAAGAGGGGCGCCGCCGCCUGCUCAGCCUAGGCCAGCUUUGAAUUUGGACCUUUACGAUCCUGAAGAUGAUGAUUGA
Talaromyces stipitatus ATCC 10500 is the source of this 1095-nucleotide messenger RNA. RefSeq lists its product as uncharacterized. Bases 1 to 1095 code for a protein of 364 amino acids. Gene Ontology annotation, molecular function: transcription coregulator activity. Gene Ontology annotation, cellular component: core mediator complex; mediator complex. The record is from RefSeq and is a predicted model, not a curated record. NCBI's taxonomy places the organism in Eukaryota, Fungi, Ascomycota, Eurotiomycetes, Eurotiales, Trichocomaceae. Gene Ontology annotation, biological process: regulation of transcription by RNA polymerase II. The transcript is spliced from 2 exons.